Messenger RNA from Quercus robur (English oak), 4473 nucleotides. RefSeq lists its product as uncharacterized. NCBI's taxonomy places the organism in Eukaryota, Viridiplantae, Streptophyta, Magnoliopsida, Fagales, Fagaceae. Gene Ontology annotation, molecular function: RNA-DNA hybrid ribonuclease activity; nucleic acid binding. Bases 1 to 4473 code for a protein of 1490 amino acids. The transcript has a single exon. The record is from RefSeq and is a predicted model, not a curated record.
AUGCUAAGGCGGCCAUUAGUAGUGCCCCACUUGGACGAAUCGGGCUGGCUUGUCCAAGAGAGGAAAGUGAUAGAUUUUAGGGGAUCGGUCUCAAUGCAUCUGGGGAAUAUGCCUACGUUGAAGUUGUUCCAGAUUCUCAACCCAGUCAAGAGAUGUGAUCUUCUAGUAUGUUGCAAAGAAGAAAUUCAGGGGAUAUUGAACUAUUUGGUGGUGUGGAAGCCGGAUUGGGCAGCGUCCAAGGAUCUCCUAAGGAGACUGGGAUGGAGCAUGAUUGCAUCAGCAAUGAUGGGGACCAAUUCUAUGGAAGUGCCGAAUAUUAACUGCUCCAAAAUGAAUAUCCUUUUGUGGAAUUGUAGGGGUGCCCUGAACGGGGACUUCACGAGAAGGGUUUUUGAAAUGGCAGUCAACCACUUUUCGACCAUAAUGAUUAUCACUAAAACAAGAGUGGGCGGCGAUAGGGCUACCAAGAUUAUUGAGGGUCUUCCUUUCGAUGGAUUCUUUGUCACUGAAACCAUUGGAUAUGUGGGAGGACUUUGGCUACUCUGGAAAAAAGAGGAGGUAGAAGUGUUUGUCCUGGCUACCACAGAACAAGAGAUCCAUGCUACUAUUAAGGUAUGCAAUUCUGACUUUACUUGGCUUAUUUCUUCUGUUUAUGCAAGUCCUCGCCUUGCUGAAAGAAAAAUUUUAUGGGCUAAUUUGUCCCAAGUUGCUCUCUUACAUAAUCUUCCCUGGUUACUUCUUUGUGACUUUAAUGAAAUUCUGUGCAGAAAUGAUAAACUGGGGGGUAGGCAAAUCAAUCUUAAUAGAGCAUUAGAAUUUAAAUCCUGUCUGGAUGAUUGUAACUUCCUGGACCUUGGUUUUUCUGGACCAAAGUUCACUUGGUCUAAUCGUCGGCAAAUUUCUGAUCUUAUUUUAGAGCGCAUUGAUAGAUGCUUUGCGAACCCUGCUUGGAGAACUCUAUAUCCCGAAGCCUCAGUGACCCAUUUGCCUAGGGUAUUUUCCGAUCACUGCCCUGUUCUACUAGAGUUAUCUAGGCCUCCUCCCACGGCAACUGAUAAACCUUUUAGGUUUCACACCAUGUGGAUGCACCAUCCAGAUUUCCCAAAUGUGGUUAGGAAAACUUGGGAGCUUGGGCUUGACCUUCAUACAGCUAUUAAGAGUUUUGCGGUUAAUGCUAAACAAUGGAACAGAUCGGUUUUUGGGAAUAUCUUUGCCCGGAAGAAAAGGGUUUUAGCCAGGAUAAAUGGGGCCCAAAAAGCCCUUUCCAAUGGCCCUAGUCAUUUCUUGAUUCAGCUAGAAAAGAGUCUCAUCGAUGAGUAUAACUCAAUAAUGCAACAAGAGGAGGAAUUCUGGGCCUUAAAAUCUCGUCUUAAUUGGGCUGUGUAUGGUGAUUCCAACACUUCAUUUUUUCAUGUCUCCACGCUGGUCAGGAGGCAUAGGAACAAGAUUAGAAUGUUAAAAAAUUAUGUUGGGGAAUGGAUUACUAAUGAAGAGGAAGUUAAAGAGUACAUCCUUUCGGGCUUUAAAGAGAUUUUCCAAACGGAGCUUUUAUUCUCCCCCGCUGAUCCAGUGGCCCUAUUUUCCAGUUGCAGCUUCCUUUCUGAGGAAGAGAGAUCCAUAUUGGCUGGCCCUGUUUUGGAGGAUGAAAUUAGACAUGGCCUUUGGGCCUUAAAGCCAUUUAAAGCUCCUGGACUAGACGGAUUACAUGCGGGGUUUUUCCAAUAUUUUUGGAAUGAUGUUAAAAAUUCUGUAUGUAUGAAAGUUUCAAAUAUUUUUGAUUCAAGGGUGAUUCCUGAUUUUCUUAAUGAAACCUUGAUUUCACUUAUCCCUAAGUGCACCAGCCCGGAAAGUUUGGGUAAUUUUAGACCGAUUAGUCUAUGCAACACCAUCUAUAAGGUGGUCACAAAAAUCAUUGUUGGCCGCAUUAGACCCUUUUUGGAUAAACUUAUUUCGCCAAAUCAGACUGCCUUUGUUCCGGGAAGAAGGGGUUUGGACAAUGUUGUUGUUGCACAAGAACUUAUUCACUCUUUAGAUAAAAAGAAGGGUAGAGUGGGCUUCAUGGCCAUUAAGGUGGAUCUUGUGAAGGCUUAUGACCGUCUUGAGUGGUCAUUCAUCCGAAAAAUCCUCCAAGCCUUUUGUUUUCCUCAUGAGUUGAUUAAGUUGAUUAUGAGUUGUGUGUCAACCACGACCAUCUCUAUUCUCAUUAAUGGAGGUAAAUCAAGCACCUUCAAGCCCACUAGAGGGAUACGUCAAGGUGAUCCCCUUUCUCCAUAUCUAUUCAUCCUUUGCAUGGAGUAUCUUGGAUUUCUCAUCAAUGAAAGUUGUAGGUUGAAAAAUUGGACACCACAGAAAGCUUCUAGGCAAAAUGUGGGUGUUUCACACCUUUUCUUUGCAGACAACCUUAUGCUAUUUGCCAAAGCUGAUAAGGAAGGUGCUGAAUCCAUUAAGAAGGUGUUGAAUAUCUUUUGCAAGGAAUCUAGGCAGCUGGUUAGUGCCGAAAAAUCCUGCAUUUAUUUCUCGCCUAAUGUCUCCCCAAACAUUAGAGAGGAUAUCUGUGGUGUUCUUGAUAUUGCUGAAACCUCAAAUAUUGGAAAAUACUUAGGCUUCCCCCUAAAUCACAAAGGUGCAGCCCGGAAUAGAUACAAUUUUGUUGUGGAAAGGGUUAUCUCUAAGCUUUCGGGGUGGAAAUCUAAAUUCCUAUCCUUCGCUGGAAGAACGGUUCUUGUCAAAUUUGUCAUGGCUGCAAUCCCAAGUUAUGUUAUGCAGGGGGCUGCUUUGCCGAGUCAUGUUUGUGAAAAACUUGAUAAAGUCAAUAGAGAUUUCUUGUGGGGUUCAUCUACAGAGAAGAGAAAGCUCCACCUUGUUGGAUGGAGCAAAAUAAUUAGGCCCAAGGAUGAGGGGGGGCUCGGCAUCCAGGCAACAAGGGCCAAAAACAUUGCCUUACUAGCCAAGCUCAAUUGGAGGCUCUAUCACAACCAAGAUUCCUUGUGGGCAAAAGUCUUAUUAAGUAAAUAUUGCUCCCAGCAUCGCCGGGAUUCUUUGAAUUCGGAGAAGCUUCCUUGCUCUUCUAAUUGGGCUGCAAUCAAAGUGGGGUUUCCUAUAUUUAAGCAAGGUAUUUGCUGGAAUGUGGGAAACAAGUCGAAGCUGAGUUUUUGGGAAAGUAAUUGGGUGAAGGGUAAUACUAUGAGAGAAUUAAUUGAGGGCCCUCUUCCCCAACAUGAGGAGUCUUUUACUAUUUCGGAUAUUCAUCAAAGUGGGCAUUGGAACUUUGGAAAAAUUUCUUUUGCUCUUCCUAAGGUGGUCAUUGAUAGAAUUCAAGCCAUUCCUAUUCAAUCAUUUGGUGAGAGGGAGGAUACUUUAAUGUGGAAAUUUUCAGCUGAUGGAGAAUUCAGUAUGGACUCAGCCUACCGUUUAACUAUUUCAGAUCAACCUAAACCUCUAUCCUUUUCUGGCUACUGGGUUUGGGGUGUGGAUACUUUGCCAAAAAUAAGGCAUUUUCUGUGGUUGUGCAACCAUGCUAGCAUACCUACUAGGCAAGUGAUUAAACAUAGGGGAAUUGAUUGCUCUGCUCUCUGCCCCUUAUGCAAUGUGCAAAAGGAGUCGAUCAUACAUACACUUAGAGACUGCCCAUUUGCGAGGAAAUUUUGGUUAUCCAUUGGAGUGCCUCAAGUUCUUACUGAUUUUCUUAGUCUUGAUUUGCUGGUUUGGCUUAGAAUUAACUGCUUGUGCAGCAGAAACAUUCAAGCUAAAGGUCUUCCUUGGUGCUUCAUCUUUCCUUUUGCGGCUUGGUGGUUAUGGAAACAUAGAAAUAGGGUUGUUUUUGAGAACUGUCCAGCCAACCCAAAGCUUUAUUUGUCUUGUAUCCAGGCUGUGAGAGAAUAUUUUUACUGUGUAAGCAAAACUCAAAAGUCCAAGCAUAAUACUGCUAUUCAAGUGCGCUGGUUCAAUCCACCUAUUGGCUGGUUUAAGCUAAAUUCUGAUGGGGCUGCACUUGGAAACCCGGGCAAGGCGGGUGGGGGAGGUCUAAUUCGUGAUUAUCAAGGGAAAUGGGUUAAAGGGUACAUGAGGCAUAUCGGUUUUGCUUCUAGUAUCAUAGCAAAAUUUUGGGCGUUGAAGGAUGGGUUGCUGCUUGCUUCCCAACUUGGCAUCUCUAAGCUUCUUGUGGAGUUGGAUGCUCAAAUUGUGGUCAACUUGCUUCACUCUUCCAGACCUUGCAAUAACUCUUUUUCUUCUCUGCUUAAUGAUUGCAGAUACCUCCUUCGCCAAUUCCAGCAAGUCAGGGUCAACCAUGUCUUUCGGGAAGCGAAUAGAUGUGCGGAUUUUCUUGCUAAAGGUGGCUGCACCCUUGAUGGGAAUUGUGUUGUUUUGGACACUCCUAUUUCAGAAGAUCUUUGUAUUAUUUUAAAUUCUGAUGCUCUUGGAAUGUACUCCUUAAGGCUUGUAGCCAACACUUCGCCUUUUAUGGCUAGUUAA